Molecule: messenger RNA, 746 nt
Organism: Ornithorhynchus anatinus (platypus)
Lineage: Eukaryota; Metazoa; Chordata; Mammalia; Monotremata; Ornithorhynchidae
Gene: C21H16orf91
Product: chromosome 21 C16orf91 homolog
Exons: 2
Coding region: 76-492 (138 amino acids)
Source: RefSeq, a predicted model, not a curated record
GAGAGAGGCGGGGCUGCGCUGCGUGCGCGGCGGAAGUGACGUCAGCGUGCCCGCCUCAGGGGAGGAGAGGCGGCCAUGAUCUGGGCCCUGUGGAGGAGGGCGGCCGGGACCGGCCGCCCGCGGCCCCCGGCGCCGAGCCCGCGGAGCCUCCACCCGGGCCGGACGUCGGAAGCCCGGCCCGCCGCCCCCGACCGGCCCGCCGGCCCCGACCGGCCCGACCGGCCCGCCGACCCCGACCGGCCCAUCCACUUCUCGUCCAGCAAAGGCAGCCCGCGCCGCUGGACGGUGGCCCAGUCCCUGGGGAGCGACGCCCGGCGGCCCCUGUGGCAGGUGCUGCCCCUCAGCCUGUCCGUCAUGGGGCUGCUGCUCUGGUGCUUCCUCCGGGAGGAGACCGAGGCCGACCUCUGGCUGACCCGAGUGCUGGAGGGCUCGCCGCUCCUGCCCCCGGACGGGGACCCACCCGCCGGGCCGGGCCCGGGGGCCGGGACCUGACCGGGCGGCCCCGCUCGCCACCGUCCUGGCUUCCGAGGGGCCCGGUCGGGGCAACCGUCGGUUCAGGGACUUGCCCGCCACGUUUGCCGGGUGACCGUCCCUCCAUCCGCCCGCCGGGCCGGGCGAGGCCGCUCUGCAGAGCAGCCCGGGACGCCGGUCCCUCUCCCCGGAGCCCGGCGCGCUGGGCCGGCAGAGGGGACCCCGGACCUUGCAGCCGGGGCGGCGGAAAAAAUAAAGAACGGCGUCGAGAUCUG